Acipenser ruthenus (sterlet) is the source of this 5491-nucleotide messenger RNA. RefSeq lists its product as uncharacterized. Lineage: Eukaryota; Metazoa; Chordata; Actinopteri; Acipenseriformes; Acipenseridae. Gene Ontology annotation, biological process: negative regulation of transcription by RNA polymerase II. Gene Ontology annotation, molecular function: DNA-binding transcription repressor activity, RNA polymerase II-specific. The transcript is spliced from 7 exons. The record is from RefSeq and is a predicted model, not a curated record. The coding region runs from base 337 to 4281 and encodes 1314 amino acids.
CCACGACCCUCCGGUCAAGAGUCCGGAGCCCUAACCACUACGCCACACUGCUCUCAAUACCCACCAAGCUAUAGAUACAGAGAUAAUAUAAUAUAUAGACGAUCCUUCAUCCCAACGCUGCCACUUGUGACGUACCAGUUGAGCUGUUUGCUUUGGGACCGCCCCCAGACUCCCAGAAACCAAUCAGAUUCCUUAUGUGAAAACCUUAAACUAGCGGCGUUGAUUUAAAAACUGAUUCGAGAAACUGCAAGGCGGCGGUCGCCAUUCUGGCUCCAGAUCCUCUGCAGUUUAACAGCAUGCCGGCUGUCAGCGCGGAGCCACAAUGGCGCCAGUUUCAUGCCACUUCUCUAUAAAUGGUUUUCAGUGUUCCUGUAUCGUAGUUCCGGCAAAACACGGGACGGGAGAAAGGUGGCAGUUUGGUUGCAAUUCAAUAGAAAAAAAACAACGACGUCUGCAGUGAUGCUGCGGCUCAGCGACGCCACAGACAGCGGCUCUGAGAUCGAACCCGGCCCCCUGAAGGAGGAGACACGCAAACCGGGGCCCCUUAAAGAGGAGGGGGGUCCGGAUUACGAGGAAGCAGGGCGGGGGUCUCCCCCUCCUUCUCCCCCGGCUGUCGAAGACGUGUCGGAGCUGGGGUGCAUCGUGAUCAAGCAGGAGGUGCUUUCGGAAUGCGGCGACACGGAAGAGGAGGAGGAGGCAGAUCUGGGAUAUCAUGAGGAAGGGCAGGGGGACGAACCGGGGUCGCUUCUGGAAAGGGAACGAGACGGGGAGGAGGAGGAGGAGGAUGAGGAGGAGGCGGCGGGGAGGAGGAAGAGAGGGAAACGACAUUCCUGUCCCGAAUGCGAGAAGUCUUUCAGCCAGUCCUCCCACCUCAAGGCUCACCAGCGCAGGCACGCGGGAGACCGGCCCCACGCCUGCCCCGACUGCGGGCGCCGGUUCUACGAGGCUCGGGGCCUCCGGUCCCACAUGCACAUCCACACGGGGGACAAGCCCCACCGCUGCGGGGAGUGCCACAAGAGCUUCGUCCAGCCCUGCCACCUCCGGGCACACCGGCUCACCCACACGGGCGACCGGCCCCACGCCUGCCCCGACUGCGGCAAAGCCUUCCCCGACGCCAGCCGGCUGAGAUCCCACAGGCUGGUCCACGCGGCAGAGAAGCCGUACGCCUGCCAGCAAUGCGGGAGGGGCUUCUGCAGCCCCUCCCAGCUCCGCAAGCACGGCCGCACGCACUCCGGGGAGAAGCCUUACCCCUGCCCGGCCUGCGGGAGAGCCUUCGCCAGGGCCGACGGGCUGGAGAAGCACUCCAGGACCCACACGGGGGAGAAACCGUACGAGUGCGGCGACUGCGGGAAGAGGUUCUGCGACUCCACGCAGCUGAAGAUGCACGGACGCACCCACACCGGGGAGAAGCCGUACGGCUGCCGGCACUGCGGGAAAGCCUUUGCCGGCUCCGGACAGCUCCGUCGGCACAGCCUGACCCACGCCGGCGGCCGUGGAGAGGAGGAGGAGGAGGAGAAGCUGUUCCCCUGUCCGGAUUGCGGCCGGGUCUACUCCACUGCCACCGGGCUGGAGAGGCACAAGCGGGUCCACUGCCCUUCCUCCUCCUCCUCCUCCUCCUCCACUGCCCCAGGAGAGAAGCCUUACCCCUGCAGCGACUGCGGGAAACGUUUCCUCACCGCCUACCUCUUGAAGAGGCACGGCCCGGUGCACACGGGAGAGAAACCGUACCGCUGCCCGGACUGCGGGAAGAGCUUCAGCUGGGCCGCCAGCCUGGAGAGGCACCGGCGGACACACGCCGCCCAGAAGCCACACCCCUGCCCAGAGUGCCGGAAGAGCUUUUGCGACUCGGCCCGGCUUGCAAAGCACCGGCAGGCGGCGCACUCCAGGGAGCGGCCGUUCCGGCGCUCCGACUGCGGGGAGAGUUUUUCCGACGGCAGCGGGGUUGAAGAAGCACCGGAGGAUUCACGCGGAGGGAAAAAAGAGCGCACGGGUGUGCAGUCUCCGGUGGCGGUGCAGGUGAGUCCUCAGGCUGCUCACCCUGCCGAAGCGCGCCGCGCACUGGGGGCAGCCGUGGGGCCUCUCCCCGGAGUGCGUGGCCCUGUGCUUGCCCAGGUCCCCCGAGUCUCUGAAGCCCUUCCCGCACUGGGGGCACAGGUAGGGCCUCUCCCCGGUGUGCAGGCGGGCGUGGCGGCGCAGGUACCCCGACUGCACGAAGCCCUUCCCGCACUGGGGGCAGCGGUAGGGCCUCUCCCCGGUGUGGGUGCGCUGGUGAGAUUGCAGGUCCCCGGACUGCCGGAAGGCUCUCCCGCAGACCGGGCAGGGGUACGGGCGCUCCCCGCUGUGCACGCGCUGGUGAGUCUUCAGGUGGUGCGGUUUGUGGAAGUCCUUGCCGCAGUCCGGGCAGCGGUGAGGCUUGACCCCGGUGUACGGCACACGUUUCUUUUUUUCUUUCCCUCCUCCUCCUCCUCCCUCUUCCUCAUCCGAUACAGCCUCCUCUUUGACGAUGAUGCAGCCCAGCUCGGAGAUGUCUUGCACCUCGCCGAAACCGGACUCUACACAGCAGCUGCUAAACAGACGUGUGCUGCCAUGGACAGUGUGAAGAUGGAGUCUGUCCAGAUUAAAGAGGAGUUCCCUGAACUUGAACUUGUCCCCAUUAGAGUGGAGUUCUCUGGGCUGGCUUCCCUCCCCAUUAAACAGGAGCUCUGUGAGAUGCAAUGUGACAGCAGCCAGCCAGGGGUCUCUGAGAUUAAAGCUGAGCACAAUGAAUUGGAGAUCACCCCGACAGACGAACCUCUUCCUGUGAAACAAGAAGAGGUGCUGGAAACUGUCCUUAUUAAACGGGAGCCCCCUGAAGUAGAGUUUGACCACAUGGAACCAGGGAAGGAAGAAUCUGAGGACUUCAAACCAAACAUCCCUGAGCUGGAGCCUGUACGCCUGCGGGAGUGUAGCGUGGUGCUGGAGAGAAUCUGCGUGAGAGAGCAAGGCGCUGGAGAGGAAGGCUCUCCCAACAGCACGCAAGGAGGUGGAAAGGAAGACGGACGCUCCCAUUCAGAAUGCAGUCUAGCAGGUUCCAGUCCAGCAGCAAAAGCAAGGGCGGGCGCUGGAGAAUAUCCUGACUGUGGGAAAGGUUUCAUCCAGUUAAGGCAUUUUAAAACACACCAGCGAACUCACACAGGGGAGAAACCGUAUCGCUGCUCUGACUGUGGGAAGAGUUUCAGUCAGUCAGGACACCUGAAAACACACCAGCGAACUCACACAGGAGAGAAACCAUAUCAGUGCUCUGACUGUGGGAAGAGUUUCAGUCACUCAAUAUCCCUGAAAGCACACCAGCGAACUCACACAGGAGAGAAACCGUAUCGCUGCUCUGACUGUGGGAAGAGUUUCAGUCACUCAAUAUCCCUGAAAGCACACCAGCGAACUCACACAGGAGAGAAACCGUAUCGCUGCUCUGACUGUGGGAAGAGUUUCAGUCACUCAAUAUCCCUGAAAACACACCAGCGAACUCACACAGGAGAGAAACCGUAUCGCUGCUCUGACUGUGGGAAGAGUUUCAGUCAGUCAGGAUACCUGAAAACACACCAGCGAACUCACACAGGAGAGAAACCAUAUCAGUGCUCUGACUGUGGGAAGAGUUUCAGUCACUCAAUAUCCCUGAAAGCACACCAGCGAACUCACACAGGAGAGAAACCGUAUCGCUGCUCUGACUGUGGGAAGAGUUUCAGUCAGUCAAGCAGCCUUGAAACACACCAGCAUACUCACACAGGAGAGAAACCGUAUCGCUGCUCUGACUGUGGGAAGAGUUUCAGUCAGUCAGGACACCUUGUUUCACACCAGCAAACUCACACAGGAGAGAAACCAUAUCAGUGCUCUGACUGUGGGAAGAGGUUCAGUCACUCAGUAUCCCUGAAAGCACACCAGCGAACUCACACAGGAGAGAAACCGUAUCGCUGCUCUGACUGUGGGAAGAGUUUCACUCAGUCAGGACACCUUGUUUCACACCAGCGAACUCACACAGGAGAGAAACCGUAUCGCUGCUCUGACUGUGGGAAGAGUUUCAGUCAGUCAGCACACCUUGUUUCACACCAGCGAACUCAUACAGGAGAGAAACCGUAUCGCUGCUCUGACUGUGGGAAGAGUUUCAAUCGGUCAAGCAACCUUGUUUCACACCAGCGAACUCACACAGGAGAGAAACCGUAUCGCUGCUCUGACUGUGGGAAGAGUUUCCAUGUUAAACACAACCUUCAAAAACACCAGCGAAUUCACAGAAGAGAGAAAACUUAAAGACUGUGUUCAAUGGGACUUUUCACUCUUUAGGAAAGCAGAAUGAACCUUGCAUUAUGAAUCCCUGUGUGUGCUAUAAAUUGCAAGGCUUUGAAAGCUAUAUUAUAUAUCUAGCACAUUAGUGAGUAAAGAAGGUCCAGAGUCUCUAUGAAAAGUAUAGGGGGCCCCGGGGCUGUAUUACCACUAGGGGGCUCCGGGGGGCUGUAUUACCACUAGGGGGCCCCGGGGCUGUAUUACCACUAGGGGCACCGGGGGCUGUAUUACCACUAGGGGGCCCCGGGGCUGUAUUACCACUAGGGGCACCGGGGGCUGUAUUACCACUAGGGGGCCCCGGGGGCUGUAUUACCACUAGGGGGCCCCGGGGCUGUAUUACCACUAGGGGCACCGGGGGCUGUAUUACCACUAGGGGGCCCCGGGGGCUGUAUUACCACUAGGGGGCCCCGGGGCUGUAUUACCACUAGGGGGCCCUGGGGGCUGUAUUACUACUAAGGGGCCCCGGGGCUGUAUUACCACUAGGGGGCCCUGGGGCUGUAUUACCACUAGGGGGCCCUGGGGGCUGUAUUACUACUAAGGGGCCCCAGGGGGCUGUAUUACCACUAGGGGGCCCAGGGGCCUGUAUUUCCACUAGGGGGCACUGGGGGCUGUAGUACCACUAGGGGGCCCCGGGGGCUGUAUUACCACUAGGGGGCACUGGGGGCUGUAGUACCACUAGGGGGCCCCGGGGGCUGUAGUACCACUAGGGGGCCCCGGGGGCUGUAUUACCACUAGGGAGCACCGGGGGCUGUAUUACCACUAGGGGGCACCGGGGCCUGUCUUACCACUAGGGGGCCCCGGGGCCUGUCUUACCACUAGAGGGCACCGGGGGCUGUAUUUCCACUAGGGGGCACCGGGGCCUGUCUUACCACUAGGGGGCACCGGGGCCUGUCUUACCACUAGGGGACCCUGGGGGCUGUAUUACUACUAAGGGGACCCAGGGGGCUGUAUUACCACUAGGGGGCACCGGGGCCUGUCUUACCACUAGGGGACCCUGGGGGCUGUAUUACUACUAAGGGGACCCAGGGGGCUGUAUUACCACUAGGGGGCCCCGGGGGCUGUAUUAAUGUACUAUAUGUUGAACCCGUCCACUUUCCUGAUAAAGAUGGGUUCAGGGUUCUCUGCGUAACCCCAAAUGGCUUCUACUAACUGUAAAUAAAGAUAUAAAUAAACAGUG